AAGUCGUACGCGAUCGACGAGUUGUUGGAAGAUGAAGGCCGCGAUCAUUAGCACCCUGCUCUUUGGGGCCGACGCGCUCCAGCCGACCAAGCCCGCGGUGGCCCAGAAGCUCGCCACGGACGUCGCGGCGGGCAUCCUCGCCGCCGGCGUGUCCUUCGCCGGCCCGGCCGUGCUCUCGGCCAACGCCAUCACCUCCGAGGUGCGCAACCAGCUCUCCUACGAGCAGGUCAAGGGCACGGGCCUCGCGAACCGGUGCAACGAGGUCGUCGGCAAGGACUCGAUCUCGGUGCCCGGCUCCGGCUACUCGCUCGUCGACGUGUGCCUCGAGCCCAAGACGUGGCAGGUCGAGGAGCAGGUCGCGAACAAGAAGGGCGACGUGUCGAAGCAGUUCGUCAACACCAAGCUCAUGACGCGCCAGACGUACACGCUCGACGGCAUCUCGGGCAAGCUCUCCGGCGGCUCGGGCAUCACGUUCACCGAGGAGGACGGCAUCGACUACGCGCCGACGACGGUGCAGCUCCCCGGCGGCGAGCGCGUGCCCUUCCUCUUCACGGUCAAGGAGCUCGUCGCCAAGGGCAACGGCGGCGCCUUCAAGCCCGGCUACGAGUUCGGCGGCACGUUCAAGGUGCCGUCGUACCGCACGGGCCUCUUCCUCGACCCCAAGGGCCGCGGCAUGACGACGGGCUACGACCAGGCCCAGGCCCUCGCCGCGUCCCAGACGGGCACGGACUCCCAGGGCGAGCUCGAGGGCGAGAUCAACAAGGUCUUCGACGUCUUUGACGGCACGAUCGAGUUCGCGGUCUCCCAGGUCAACGCCGCCGAGGGCGAGAUCGGCGGCGUCUUCGUCUCCUCCCAGGCGAGCGACACGGACCUCGGCUCCAAGACCCCCAAGAAGGUCCUCUCCAAGGGCAUCUUCUACGGCCGCGUCGUCAAGGACUAGGCCGCGGAUGGGCCUGCCGGCGCGCUGCCGUCCGAGCGCGCCGGGCCAACCGACCUCGACGCCGCGUCCCCGCCUCCGCGCGCGAACGCGGCGCCGCCGCGAGGAUCGUACAUGACUCCUAUCACUCGCCU
Aureococcus anophagefferens is the source of this 1071-nucleotide messenger RNA. RefSeq lists its product as hypothetical. NCBI's taxonomy places the organism in Eukaryota, Pelagophyceae, Pelagomonadales, Pelagomonadaceae. The record is from RefSeq and is a predicted model, not a curated record. Gene Ontology annotation, molecular function: oxygen evolving activity. Bases 32 to 940 code for a protein of 302 amino acids. Gene Ontology annotation, cellular component: photosystem II oxygen evolving complex. Gene Ontology annotation, biological process: photosystem II stabilization; photosystem II assembly. The transcript is spliced from 3 exons.